AUGGCUGAACCAACUGGUCUUGCCGAGGCUUUGGAGAAGCUCGCUAAGAUCCUCGCGGAGUCCAACUCUGGGGCCAUCGUUCCUCGACAGGAAGUGGCUCAAAAGCUUGAAAUGUCGCCCCUGGACAUGAAGCUAGAGGGGGCAACAAAUUAUUUGAGCUGGUCCAGAAGGGCUUUGUGGGCUGUGGAGCAGAAGGAGCUUGAUGGAUAUUUGUUGGGCACCGUUGUAGAACCAAGGGACACGAGUAGUGCAGAGGGCAAGAGGUGGAAGGUCAUCCACUCUGUACUUAUGGUGUGGUUGUUGAACUCCGUGGUGCCCUCCAUUGGACGCUCUGUGGAGGGGCUAUCCUCACCUGCUGAGAUAUGGAAGAUUCUGUCCACUCAAUACUCUGGCAAGGGCAAUGUCAUGCUCAUUGCUCAGAUUGAGGACAAGAUUAGGUUGCUGCGUCAAGAUGAUGGCAUGUCAGUGAUGACAUACGUGGCAGAACUGCAGGCUCUGUGGGCUGACCAGGAUAACUGUGAUCCCUUGGAACUCUAUGAUGCGGCUUCAAUCGAGACAGGGCAUAAGUGGAUGGCACGCAGGCGUGUGCUGAAAUUUUUGGCUGGCCUCAAAGGUUGCUUUGAUGGCAGGAAGGCUUCCCUGUUGCACCAACCUAGUCUGCCUACCAUUCCUGAGGCUAUUGCAGCGAUGACUCAAGAGGAGGUGCGCCUAUCCCUUGAGCAUGCAGACAUGAAGGUUGUGCCAGCUUCGACAUUUGCAGUCACUGAGCGCAUGGAGUGGGGAGAUCCCACCAAAUGUCACAUCUGUGGGGAGGUAGGUCACUGGAAGAGAGAAUGUCCAACUCGUGGCAGAGGCAGGGGAUAUAACAGAGGGGGAGCAGGCAGAGGUAGAAGUGCUAGAGGCAGAGGUGGAUACUCAGAGACCUCAUGGAGCCAGGCUUCUAGAGGUAGAGGUGGCUACUCAGGACACUCAGGGGGUCAGAGGGCUCACAUGGCCGUUGCAGGAGACACUGGGACGUCCAAAGGCAAAGAUGUAGAUGAUGUUGCCUAUGGAGACUUUGCUCACUGGGCCUCCACUGAUGAAGGAGCGACAGACGAGCCAGACGGUUGGGACUGGCACCAGGCUUAGGGGGCUCUGGUACAUGGACCAGGAGGUGCAGCCGGACUUGGUGUGUGCUGCGACCAUGGGGGAUAAGGAGAAGCAGGCGAUGAUCCAUCAUUGUAGGAUGGGGCAUGUAUCUUUUGAUAAGAUGAGUAGAAUAUUUCCGGAUGUUAUGUGUGGAAUAGGCAAAGGCAAGCUGACAUGUGAUGCUUGUGAAUAUGCA
Messenger RNA from Triticum aestivum (bread wheat), 1324 nucleotides. RefSeq lists its product as uncharacterized. Gene Ontology annotation, molecular function: nucleic acid binding; zinc ion binding. The transcript is spliced from 2 exons. Lineage: Eukaryota; Viridiplantae; Streptophyta; Magnoliopsida; Poales; Poaceae. Bases 1 to 1128 code for a protein of 375 amino acids. The record is from RefSeq and is a predicted model, not a curated record.